Messenger RNA from Lactuca virosa, 771 nucleotides. NCBI's taxonomy places the organism in Eukaryota, Viridiplantae, Streptophyta, Magnoliopsida, Asterales, Asteraceae. The record is from the annotation of a GenBank genome assembly.
AAUAAUAAUACAUUACUUUCCCAUUUCUCGAAUCUGAAAGUACCAAGCAGCGCGUUAGAGAAUACUGAAUAGAGACCAUGGGGCAUUUUACCGAAUCAGGGUUUGCGAAAAGGGUUUGGACGUUUGGUUAUAGAUGCUGAUCGUGAUUAAGAUGUUACAGGGGAAGAGGAUAUCGGUUCCAUGAGCUCCAAUUUUGGUUCUAAAAUGGUGGAGCCUUCUGUAAUUUCGAAUGCGAGAUUUACAUAUGUGCAUGACUAUCAUAAGUUUCUUCCUCUCCAAGCCGUUGACACCCACCAUAUUGUCGCUCAAAGAAGUGUUGUGAAGCCAAUUGUCAUAUACCUCUUUGUGAUACUUCUCUUAUCAUAUGCUGCCUUUCUCCAUUUCGAACAGGGAAAACCAGUCACCACUGUUUUAUGGUGCCUACUUUUUGGUCUUCUCUUGGUCAAAUUGUUUAUUUGGAGACCAAUUGUGAAAGAGUCUGUGAUAAUCAUGCCUGCUUUUGGAGUCCAGCUUGAAACUCAUUAUGGAAGUGGAAAGAUAAGGCGAUGCUUUAUUCCUGUAAGCAAGAUUCUUAAACCGGUGCUGAAUGAACAUGUUACUCCAGUUACUUGUUGGUGGUGCUUAUCUCUCCUACUACGUGACCAAGAUGAACUUACCUUAGUUUUCAAGAAAUUCCAUCCACCCUUGAAAAUGUUGGUACCCAUAUGGAAAGCUUUAUGUGAUGCCACUGAAUGUAAACAAAGCUCUGAGGUGUUUCAAGAAGAAGAUUAA